AUGUUCUCCUGCCUCGACACCUCAAUCGUCUCAACCUCUCUCUACAGAAUAGCAGGCGAUUUCCAAAACACGCGAGACAUCUCCUGGAUCAUCCUCUCGUAUCUCCUGACGUACAUGUCCUUUGCCGUGGGGUUCUCCAAGCUAUCCGACAUUUACGGCCGCAAAGCAAUUAUGCUGGCGGCAUGGCUGUUGUUUACUCUCGGGUCGAUCUGGUGCGGUUGGGCGGGUUCAAUGACGCAGUUGAUUGCGGGGAGGGCGGUUCAGGGAGUGGGAGGGUCGGGGCUGUACUCACUGGCGCAGGUUUGUCUUGUUGAGCAAGGACCGGCGAGGCCGGAGGUGGUGGGGGGGUUGGUGGGGAUCACGUUGAGCGUGAGUUUUGUGCUUGGGCCGGUGAUGGGAGGGGGGAUAAGUGAUGGGUGGUGGUGGAGGGGGGUUUUUUGGGUCAAUAUACCGGUUGGGGUCUUGGCCAUGGUGGGAAUCUUGACUCUGUGGCCGUGGGAGAGGAUGGCGUUUGGGAGGAGGGAGGAGGAGUAUCAACACCAGGGGGCCAAGAUGGGGGGGUUCUGGCACAAGAUCGCCAGGGUGGACUUUAUUGGGAACACGCUGUUGGCGCUGGCGUCGAUAUUGCUGGUAUUUGCGCUGCAGGAGGCGGGGAGGUAUGUCUGGCGGUGGGAUAGCCCGGUCAUAAUAUGGUCGUUGGCUAUUUCGGUGGUGAGUUUUGUGUUGUUUGGAGUGUGGGAGUGGUAUUUGUAUCGAGGGGGAGAAAGCGGGAAGGUGAGGAUUGAGGGGAUAUUUCCGGUUGGGUUGGUCAAGGGGAGGGUUUAUGCUUGUGUUUUGGUCAACACGUUACUAUCCGGGUUCGUCUACAUCGCCCUCGUGAUUAACAUCCCCGAGAGGCUUCAGGUUGCAUAUUUUGACUCUCCGCUCUGGGCGGGGGUUCAUUUGUUGCCUAUGCUUGGAUGUUGCGCCUUUGGAAGUUUUCUUGGGGGGUUAGUUUCCAAGAAAAGGGACCUCACCUCUCAUACAUUAAUCAUCGGCAGCUUAGUCCAAGUUCUUGGACUGGGACUAACAGUCGGGUUUGACUCCCGCGCUGGAAACAAACUUCCCCUAGGGCAAUUAUUGGGGUUUACGGCUGUGUAUGGACUAGGAGUUGGCCUGUCUUUUGCCAGCGCUACCAUCAUCGCUGCUGUGGAGGCAAGAAACGAGGAUUUGGCUGCUGCGCAGGGGGCCGUGGCGCAGGCGAGGGUGUUUGGAGGCGCGCUGGGGUUGGCGGUAGGGGGGAUAUUGAUGAAUCAACGCCUUAAGGGGGAGUUGAGCGGGGUGCUGAAGGGGAAGGGGUUGGAGGAGGUGCAUAAGAGUUUGUAUGGGAUUUUGAGGCUGGGGGUCGAUGAUAGGAACAGGGUGGUGGAGGUUUAUGUGGGCGGUUUUGGGAAGAUGAUGUGGGUGUUUUUGGGGGUGGCGGUUGUAUCAGCUGUUGUUGCUUGUGGGACUUGGAGAGGGAAGGGAGGAGAGAAGACGGUGGUGGAGGUUAUGGAAGGGCAUCAGGUUGGCAUUGGAGGUGGUGGGAGGAAAGAGAGAGAGAUGGAAUUGGAGAGUGCGAGCAGUGUCAAAAGUUUGAUGGGGUGA
This is a messenger RNA of Podospora anserina S mat+, 1626 nucleotides long. RefSeq lists its product as uncharacterized. Gene Ontology annotation, biological process: transmembrane transport. The transcript is spliced from 2 exons. The coding region runs from base 1 to 1626 and encodes 541 amino acids. NCBI's taxonomy places the organism in Eukaryota, Fungi, Ascomycota, Sordariomycetes, Sordariales, Podosporaceae. Gene Ontology annotation, molecular function: transmembrane transporter activity. The record is from RefSeq and is a predicted model, not a curated record.